UGUUUUUAGAAACUUUGUCGUGGAAAAAAAGGGUAAUAGAAUUAAACUGUGGAGUCGUAUCCGGACAUAUUCAGCCGUGUAAAGGGAAUGAUACGCCAACAUUCAUCUGAUAUAAUUCACCAAAUGUACAUAUUACUGAUUGAGCUGUAAAAUUUACGGUCACCGUUUUGUUAAACAUACAUUGCAAUAAUGGAGCAAAAAAAUGAAACUAUGUUCACGCCAUUGACUUGUUAGCUUUAUCAGUUGCCAUCAAUGCCUUACCUUUCGGGGAUUUCGAGGUUUCCAAGGUUUCCAGCUUACUGUUGUUAGCACUUGAUACAAAAUGCCUGCUUCAUUGAGAUGCACGCUACUAGAUUGAAAGGUCGCUGCUUUUAUACUUACCAGCAAGAAACCCGGUUUCUUUACCGUCCAAGAGGAGGAACAGAUGGUAGAAGAAAAAUUUUCACGGCGAGGUACGAUGAUUGAUUACUACGAGGUCAAGAAUGCGCUACGGAUCCAUUCAUGGAGAAACCGAAUCGUCAGAAAUGCAAAGAGGGGCUAGUAGAAGAAAUUGACUUGCAACGAAAAACAAGUCUUAUCUCCCAAACCGUAUCUCAGAAUUGGACGAAUAAUAUAUCAAAAUCACAUAUUUUCCGAGGAAAGCUCUUCGGCUGGUGCUCUGGCGUCGCCACCGCCUAUCUCCCCCUCCGACUCGUUCUACUCAUCGGUGCAGCUUUCGGACUCAUCGGCUAUGGCAUCCAAUUUCUGUUCCUGGCUAACAAAAUCGCGUAUCUAUCAUAUUGGCAAGUUUUUAUGCUAACUGCCUUAGCUGGAAACGGCAUAUGUUGGAUAAAUACAGUAUGUUAUCUCAUAUGUACGCGGAACUUCUGUCCUGAUAGCCGUAUUGCUGCCGGAUUAUCUACGAGCUAUGUUGGAUUGAGUGCUAGGGUUUACACUGCUCUGGUUGAUUUCAUCUUUAACCCUGAGCCUGGCAGAAAAGCGAAGGCUUAUUUGUUACUCAAUGCCAGUGCACCAAUCUUUAUCUCUGUAAUGAUGAUGCCACUGCUGAAAGUGAUCAAGGUCGAUGAGGGAUCAUGUUCUGGUGGUGAUGUAGAAUUCUUGGUGAUGUUUGUUAUCACGUUGGCGACUGGAGUUUGCGCAGUUUUUGGUAGUAUUGGAUCUGGGCGUGUUUGGUCGACUGCGCAUAUUGUGAGCUUAGGAGUGCUUCUGCUCUCUCCAAUUGCACUACCGAUGUUUUUGAAGGUCAAAGAACGAGUAGAAGAAAGACUAAGGAGUACAAAGGAAAGUAAGGUCCAUGUUCUCACGAUUGAGGAAGUUGAAGACGGCGAAAGAGUUACAGAGUCUGAAGAAGAUAGCGAAAAAUUUAACCAAAAAGAUGUUGAAGAAGGAGAGGAUAAGGAAGAGGAAGUUGGAUUUAGGACUCUCGUGAGGAAGUUGGAUUUCUGGUUGUAUUUCUUUAGUUACAUGUUUGGUGCUACGCUUGGUUUGGUGUUCUUGAACAACUUGGGUCAGAUUGCUGAGUCUCGUGGGCUUGUCAAGACUUCAUCUUUGGUUUCUUUGGCUUCCUCUUUUGGAUUCUUUGGGCGUGUUAUGCCUCCUCUUCUCGACUACUAUUUUGCAAAGAAAGGACGCACAAUAUCAAGGCCAGCAUUCAUGGCAACGAUGAUGGCUCCAAUUGCAGGAGCCUUCAUCCUCCUCCUCAACUCAACCACCCUCUUCUUAUACAUCGCCACAGCGAUCAUCGGAGCGUGUUCAGGCUCCAUCACCUCCAUCGCUGUCUCUGCAACUCCUGAGCUUUUUGGUACCAAAAAUUUUGCGGUAAACCACAACAUUAUUGUUACAAAUAUACCGAUAGGAUCUCUUGUCUUCGGUUACUUUGCCGCAGUUUUGUAUCAGAGAAAAGGAGGGAGUGAGAGCUGCGAGGGGACUAAAUGCUACUCUCAAACCUUCAUCAUUUGGGGUUCAGUUUGCUCCAUUGGGACUGUUCUUUGUACCAUCCUUUAUAUUCGAACUCGUAGAUUUUGUUCGAGCUAGGACUAAUCCUCUAACUGUUGCUGAUCUAGUGUGUAAUGUUAGAUCGAUGUUAUGUAGUGAAAAGAAAAAAAAAUCUCAAUAAACUCUAAAGCGGUUAGUGUUAAGAACAAAUGUUUGAUUGUUAUAUUUUGUUAAUAAUAACCUGCAACACUAAGAUUUAAUA
Molecule: messenger RNA, 2197 nt
Organism: Asparagus officinalis (garden asparagus)
Lineage: Eukaryota; Viridiplantae; Streptophyta; Magnoliopsida; Asparagales; Asparagaceae
Product: protein NUCLEAR FUSION DEFECTIVE 4
Exons: 5
Coding region: 502-2034 (510 amino acids)
Cellular component (GO): membrane
Source: RefSeq, a predicted model, not a curated record